This is a messenger RNA of Torulaspora delbrueckii, 2529 nucleotides long. It is a transcript of the gene EFT1, whose product is annotated as elongation factor 2. The record is from RefSeq and is a predicted model, not a curated record. NCBI's taxonomy places the organism in Eukaryota, Fungi, Ascomycota, Saccharomycetes, Saccharomycetales, Saccharomycetaceae. Gene Ontology annotation, biological process: translational elongation. Bases 1 to 2529 code for a protein of 842 amino acids. Gene Ontology annotation, molecular function: translation elongation factor activity; GTPase activity; ribosome binding. Gene Ontology annotation, cellular component: cytosol; ribonucleoprotein complex. The transcript has a single exon.
AUGGUUGCUUUCACUGUUGACCAAAUGCGUUCCUUGAUGGACAAGGUUACCAAUGUGCGUAACAUGUCUGUUAUUGCCCACGUCGAUCACGGUAAAUCUACUUUGACCGAUUCUUUGGUGCAAAAAGCUGGUAUUAUUUCUGCUGCCAAGGCUGGUGAAGCCCGUUUCAUGGACACCAGAAAAGAUGAACAAGAAAGAGGUAUCACUAUCAAGUCCACUGCUAUCUCUUUGUUCGCCGAAAUUGGUGAGGAAGAUGUUAAGGACAUGAAGCAAAAGACCGAAGGUGCUUCUUUCUUGAUUAACUUGAUCGAUUCUCCAGGUCACGUUGACUUCUCUUCUGAAGUUACUGCUGCUUUGCGUGUCACUGAUGGUGCUUUGGUUGUCGUCGACACUGUUGAAGGUGUCUGUGUGCAAACCGAGACUGUUUUGAGACAAGCUUUGGGUGAAAGAAUCAAGCCUGUUGUUGUUAUUAACAAGGUCGACAGAGCUUUGUUGGAAUUGCAAGUCUCCAAGGAAGAUUUGUACCAAUCUUUCUCCAGAACUGUUGAAUCCGUUAACGUUAUCAUCUCCACUUACGCUGAUGAAGUUUUGGGUGAUGUCCAAGUCUACCCAUCUCAAGGUACCGUUGCCUUCGGUUCCGGUCUUCACGGUUGGGCUUUCACCAUCCGUCAAUUCGCCAACAGAUACGGUAAGAAGUUCGGUGUUGACAAGGCCAAGAUGAUGGAAAGAUUGUGGGGUGACUCUUACUUCAACCCAAAGACCAAGAAGUGGACUAACAAGGACACUGAUGCUGAUGGCAAGCCUUUGGAGAGAGCUUUCAACAUGUUCGUGUUGGACCCAAUCUUCAGAUUGUUUGCUGCUAUCAUGAACUUCAAGAAGGAUGAGAUUCCAGUUCUUUUGGAGAAAUUGGAAAUCAACUUGAAGGGUGACGAAAAGGAUCUAGAAGGUAAGGCUUUGUUGAAGGUUGUCAUGAAGAAAUUCUUGCCAGCUGCCGAUGCCUUGUUGGAAAUGAUUGUCAUGCACUUGCCAUCUCCAGUCACUGCUCAAUACUACAGAGCUGAACAACUAUACGAAGGUCCAGCUGACGAUGCUUCUUGUCUAGCCAUUAAGAACUGUGAUCCAAAGGCUGACUUGAUGUUGUACAUCUCCAAGAUGGUGCCAACCUCUGAUAAGGGUAGAUUCUACGCUUUCGGUAGAGUCUUCGCCGGUACUGUUAAGUCCGGUCAAAAGGUUAGAAUUCAAGGUCCAAACUACGUCCCAGGUAAGAAGGACGAUUUGUUCUUGAAGGCUAUCCAAAGAGUUGUUCUAAUGAUGGGUUCCAGAACUGAACCAAUCGAUGACUGUCCAGCUGGUAACAUUGUCGGUUUGGUCGGUAUCGAUCAAUUCUUGUUGAAGAGUGGUACUUUGACUACCAACGAAGCUUCUCACAACAUGAAGGUCAUGAAAUUCUCUGUCUCUCCAGUUGUCCAAGUCGCUGUCGAAGUUAAGAACGCUAACGACUUGCCAAAAUUGGUUGAAGGUUUGAAGAGAUUGUCCAAGUCCGAUCCAUGUGUCUUGACUACCAUGAACGAAUCUGGUGAACACAUUGUCGCUGGUACCGGUGAAUUGCAUUUGGAAAUUUGUUUGCAAGAUUUGGAAAACGACCACGCUGGUAUUCCAUUGAAGAUCUCUCCACCUGUUGUCUCUUACAGAGAAACCGUUGAAGGUGAAUCUUCUCAAGUUGCUUUGUCUAAGUCUCCAAACAAGCAUAACAGAAUUUACCUAAAGGCUCAACCAAUCGACGAAGAAGUUUCUUUGGCUAUUGAGACCGGUAAGAUCAACCCAAGAGACGAUUUGAAGGCUAGAGCUAGAAUUAUGGCUGAUGAAUUCGGCUGGGAUGUCACUGACGCCAGAAAGAUCUGGUGUUUCGGUCCAGAUGGUAACGGUCCAAAUUUGGUCGUCGACCAAACCAAGGCCGUCCAAUACUUGCACGAAAUCAAGGACUCCGUCGUUGCUGCUUUCCAAUGGGCUACCAAGGAAGGUCCAAUUUUCGGUGAACAAAUGAGAUCCGUUAGAGUUAACAUCUUGGAUGUUACUUUGCACGCCGAUGCUAUCCACAGAGGUGGUGGUCAAAUCAUCCCAACCAUGAGAAGAGCUACUUACGCUGGUGUCUUGUUGGCUGAACCAAAGAUUCAAGAACCUGUUUUCUUGGUCGAAAUUCAAUGUCCAGAACAAGCUGUCGGUGGUAUCUACUCCGUCUUGAACAAGAAGAGAGGUCAAGUCGUCUCCGAAGAACAAAGACCAGGUACCCCAUUGUUCACCGUCAAGGCUUACUUGCCAGUUAACGAAUCUUUCGGUUUCACUGGUGAAUUGAGACAAGCUACUGGUGGUCAAGCUUUCCCACAAAUGGUGUUCGACCACUGGGCUACUCUAGGUAGUGAUCCAUUGGACCCAACCACCAAGGCUGGUGAAAUCGUUCUUGCUGCUCGUAAGAGACACGGUAUGAAGGAACAAGUUCCAGGCUGGCAAGAAUACUACGACAAAUUGUAA